Molecule: messenger RNA, 3045 nt
Organism: Strongylocentrotus purpuratus (purple sea urchin)
Lineage: Eukaryota; Metazoa; Echinodermata; Echinoidea; Camarodonta; Strongylocentrotidae
Product: serine/threonine-protein kinase MARK1-like
Exons: 11
Coding region: 127-2304 (725 amino acids)
Biological process (GO): microtubule cytoskeleton organization; protein phosphorylation; intracellular signal transduction
Cellular component (GO): cytoplasm
Molecular function (GO): tau-protein kinase activity; protein serine/threonine kinase activity; ATP binding
Source: RefSeq, a predicted model, not a curated record
ACUCGGAAGCACAAGUAAUCAAAGAUGGGGUUUCAAAAUAAAAUGAAAGGGAAGGAAAUAAGCCACUAGAUGUGACACAACCAUUCUGCCUAUAUAACUUUAACUAUUACAAAUAUAAAAUCCCAAAUGGACUAUUCGAUCAUUGAGACGGCGGACUGCAGGCGACAUGGCUACAUCCUCACGGAUAUGACCCUAGGCUCAGGCACCUAUGCUAAGGUUAAACUAGCCCGAGCCAUGAAGAGGAAGAUUGCACAGACAGCUAAAUUGAGAGAUGAUCUAAGGAUCAAGGGACAUAACAUGGUUGCGAUAAAGAUCAUCUCAAGGAGGGAUGCUCCGACCGAGUAUCUCAAGAAAUUCAUGCCCAGAGAAAUAGAUGCCAUGAGAAUAACUCACAAACACGCACAUUUAAUUCAACUCUACGAGUUCUUCCGGAGCGAACGCGGAGUCUAUCUUGUCCUCGAAUAUGCUGCUCAUGGCGAUGUUCUGUCCUACAUCAAUGAAAGUGUCCUAGAGACAGGCAUGGCAGUGGAAGAAGACAAGGCCAGACAACUUUUCCGUCAAAUUGUGUCCGGGGUAACCUUCUGCCACGAUCGGAAUGUGGUCCACAGGGAUUUGAAAUGCGAGAACAUCAUAUUGGAUGAAAACUGGAAUGUCAAAAUAUCAGAAUACACAUCCCGACUCCUAACUUCAAACCUGUUUCUCGUCUACUUCUUUCCCUGUUUUUUUUUUAUUUUCAUGCUCACAUCAGACUUUGGCUUUGCCUGUCGUUUUCCAUCCAAUCGUUGCAACAUGUUGUCGACGUUCUGCGGUUCCUACGCCUACGCCGCCCCGGAGAUUAUGGCGGGAAAGAACUACGACGGAAAGCUCGCUGAUGUUUGGAGCCUUGGGAUCAUUCUGUAUGCCCUGGUCAACGGUCGCCUUCCAUUUAACGAUCAAAACCUGAAUACACUCAUGGACCAAACGAAGAAGAAAAUCAAAUUUCAGCCAUGGGUCUCCAAAGCCUGCAUCCAUCUCAUUCGGAAGUUGUUGCGUCAGAGACCGCUGCUACGCUUGCACGCGAAUGAAAUAGUCCACCACCCUUGGGUUUGUCAAGAGCCUAAAUCCAAUCCCUGGCACGAGGGGGCGGCCGUCAUGUACGAAAAUGACCCCUCCUUCAAUAAGAAACAAUCUUUCCAUCGAUUUAUGACGGUGACGGAGAGCGUGCUCCAGGUCGAGCGGCAGGACCGUCGAACGACCAUCCACGACGCCCAGCAGCAAACCAUGAACACAUUGGUGAAACCGACGACGACGACCAAGCAAUCGACAACGGCUCCCAUGACACUGUCGAUGUCGCCGAAGAAAGACACAGUCCGUGGUCGAUCAUCACCGUCCAAGACACCAGUUCUGCUCGCCGAUGGCCGGAUUGUGAAGAAAGAGCUGAAAGGAAUAAUGGUGGAAGAAAAGAAGAAUCCUAAGGAAGCCGAACGCUACGAGUACGGCCCCGAACACAACAAGUACUAUGGCGCCAAGCUAGUCAACUUCAAGAAGAAACUGGCCGCUAUCCAGUCGCCGUUGACCGCGCCCAACUACGCUAGCACCAUGCGAAACCGUAUGCGGAACCUCUACCGUCGCAUUCUGGCCGACUACCCCAACGGCGAGCACCUAUUCGACAUGGAGAACGAGCCCGGGAAAUGUUUGGUGACGAAGAAGUACGAACCCCACGAGCAGGUUGACGAUGACGAUGAGAAAUGUGACGUUUCUGUCGACGAUGCAGCGCGAGCCUUAACGGGAAAACAUCGGGACAAAGGAAUAAAUAUUCCAACUAAGGAGAGUGGUGAAAUCAUGAAGGAAGCUGUCUUCGACAAUUUCAUGCCUGGGGUUCCCAAGACCGCCCCUCCACUGCCCGGAGAAGACAGGUCCCUCCCUAUCGCCACUGUCGCCGUCACCGACAGACUCCAGUCCAGUGGAAGUCGUCGUCGUACUUCGAUUAAAACGAAGGCGACAACGGUCAAACAACCGCCGACGCCCGUGAUCUCCUGCGAACACCAGAGCGACAAGAACAUGAGCUUGACUUCCACGAAUCCGCCGUGCAAUGACGAGGAGACGCCUGACGCGAUGGCGAAAGCGACGACGAGUAGGAAAAUGCUGUCGAUAAGGAACACGGUGCCAAGAUCGAAGCUUAAGAAGUCACCGCCACCAUAUUAUGCACCUUCUGAGCAACGCAGUAACGUUGGGCAUUCCUCAGAAAAAGCCUUGAAAACAAGCAAUAAUUUAUAUUCGCAUCUACAGUCGAGCCUCCCUGUGUUGAAGAAAGUGGCUGUUUAAAUCCUAAACGAAAUUCGACUCCGGUAUGAAAUUCAGUCAGGCCUUUGGAUUUCGGGGAGUAUGGAAACCAAGAUAUACGAAGGCUGAAAUUAUUACGUUCUUGGAGCACGUUCAAGCGCCUGUGCUAGUUCGGGAUUAUUUAGCGACAAGGAAAAUGUUAGCAUGUGUUUAUUAAAAUCAUUGAGAGUCGCAUAUGAAUAGUACAAAAAAGGAUGAUGUAAAAUAGCGAUAUGAAGAAAUAAGAAUACGGAUUAGGAACACUUUUAGGCUAUAGAAGAAAGGAUUUGCUGUUGAUUGUGCUAACAUAUAACUAUGUCAAAUGCUGAUGAGCAUAAUUUUCACAUUGAUUUGAUUCCAUACCCGUCCUCUUAAUCUAACGAGAGGGGGGAAAAGAGAAAGUUUUUACAGGGUGACGACUCUCUUAAUGCGCCUCACUAUCUUGCAUUAUCCUGAUGAAUGGCAAAGCGCCAUCUUCGACGGAUCCCAUGAAUGCGACACAGCUUAAACCAAUGACAAUCAAAUAAACUCAAACACGACUGAGCUUGCAGGAACAAUAACAUUGAUGUCAACCAUCUACAGCUUUGACAAACUUACUGUAUAGAUAAAGAUAUUUCUAAAAUCUGUGUUACAUAAAUUAUAGAUGUAUCAUUGAACUGUGAGGGAGUGCAUGGAAGCUACAUGUACAUUACCUUUUUCUUAAAUACAAUAUUUGAAGAAAGAUGAAUUAGGCUGGUUAACAAA